Messenger RNA from Priapulus caudatus, 2371 nucleotides. RefSeq names its product KIF1-binding protein homolog. The record is from RefSeq and is a predicted model, not a curated record. NCBI's taxonomy places the organism in Eukaryota, Metazoa, Priapulida, Priapulimorpha, Priapulimorphida, Priapulidae. Bases 450 to 1454 code for a protein of 334 amino acids. The transcript has 2 exons.
CCAGGAGGGGUAACCCGGUGGCUGCGACCGAGGCAGCCAGGAGGGGGAACCCGGCGCCUGCACUUGAGGUAGCCAGGAGAGGGAGCUCAGAGGCUGCGACAGAAGAGAGGCGACGGGAGUCACCUCGUCGCCACCGCACCCAGAGGAGAGCUGGGCGCGACCACAGGGGACAGGAGCGCGGGAGGAAGGCCACAAGGGUCACUCCUAGAACCCACCCUGGAGCGGCGAGGGGACGGGCAGGAGCCCAUCCUAAUAGGAAUCCGCCCCCACCUGCCAUCCUGGUGAGGAGACCGUCUGGGCGUCUAUACCGGCAGAGGAGUUCGCCCACCCGGGAGCAGCUGCGGCAUGGGGCGGGUCCGACAUACCAGUGCUUUGGAGGGGCUGCCGAGAUCGCUCCCCGUCUGCAGAACGGGAGAUGGUAUUGGUGCCUGGCAUGCAAGGUGCCCACCAUGCAUGCCGUAGACCACCACGCGGAGUACCACCGCCGUGUCUGCACUCUGACGUGGUGCCCGGUGGACGGGUGCUUGACAGCUGUGCCCAGAGCCGUGCUCUACCGUUUGACGAGCCAUCUGCAGACGGACCAUCACCUGGGGCCUAAGCACCACUACGAGACGCCAGGGUGGAUGCAGCAGCGAGGCGCCGACAACCCCGCACACCGGGGACCGACGAACGGAUACCUGCGGGAGGAGCAGGGCGAGGCCAGGAGAGUGGCGCCAGCGGCGGCAGCACCAGCUCGCCCCAUCACCCGGCCGGCUUGGAGAGACGGGUGGCCAGUGGUGGCGGGCGUUUCGGGCAGGCCUGUAGCCGCCGCCGCCCGGGCAUCCUUAAAGCGGGAGGCGCCCAGCGCUGCGCGCCGGAGGCAUAAGAGGCAAGCCUCGGGGGUCGCGGCACCCACCGCAUCGAGGCGGCGGAUGUUACCCGAGACGUCGAGAAGGCGAGUGAUGAGAAUACGAGCGUCGGGGGAACGGAUGCCGCCCGGGAGACCGGCGAGGAGUCGACCGUUUCCCGCAGCGGAAGGCCGAGCACCGUCGUCCGCACUCGAGGUGACGCCCGCGCCGACCUCGCAUGCGAGGCAUGCGCCGAUGGGAGUGGAGGCACCGCUAGAGGUGCCCGCGUCGUCGGAAGUGCCAGCUCUGAUGCUGGCGACGAUGCGUGCACUGGAGCCGCCUGGGGCUCCGUCUGCGAACUCCACCGAGCAGUACAACGAGUUCCUGGGGAUGCUAUUCCAGCCCCCAGCCGACCUUCCGGCGUGGGAUUACCCGAGUCUGAGCGAUCCGGAUGGCGGGCCGGCGUUCGACCGACUGGAGCGACUGGGUGUCCGCCAGCUGCGCCAGGCGCUUUCCUGGUGCAGUGCCCAGCGACGGCGCACUGAGAGCCUGGAUCGGCGCGUCAAGGAGCUGCUGGCGGCGAAGACCAACAUCGUCCGUCCGUCCGGGUUGGGUACUACGAAGUGAGCGCAGUAGCACCGAGGCGGCGACGAUACGACAAACAAGGAAAGCUAUCAUCAUGUAGAAUGCCUGAUUUGCUCGGGGAGAAGACGAGGCAUCUGUGCUCUCUAGUGGAUCCAAGUAUAUCAGUCGCUCCUGCAUGGAUAUCGCCACCAGCAUCCAGUGGUCACCAGUAGGAUUCUAUGGGUCCAGAUUCUCUGAAGCAGCACUGAUGCUGUGGUCUGCCCAGAGUAUUCCAGUUGACUGACCCCUCGCUCGUGGACGUGCACAAGUGUUACUCGCUCUACGACCACGCGUCGGACUACGCCGAGCUCACGUGCGACUCCAGUCUGCUCUACGAGCUGCUCGUGUUCUUCAAGCCGGACUUUGAGCACAAGUCGAAGAUGCACAAGCGGCGCGUCAACACGCUGCGUAGAGUGCUCGGCGAGCUCAACCCGCGCCACUACCUGCUCGUCUGCCGGCAGCUGACGUACGAGAUCGUCGAGGCGUACAGCGAGACGCUCGACAUCAAGAUGGCGAUCGUCGAGGAGCAGCAGACGACGCCGUCGCCGCACGCCGUCAGGAAAAUCAACCUGCUCGGCGCCGAGUGCAUUCGCAAUUUCGAGUUGUUCCUCGACUCGUUUAAGACGGCGUACGGCGAGAUGGUGGAACAGUUUGACAGUGAUAAUGUUCGUCCAGUGCUGAUAGCUUACUUCUACGUGGGCUGCAUGCAUUCAAACUUCAUCGAUUAUUACGAUGUUCACAAACAGAUAGCGAGCAUUCAGAAGAGCAUUGACUGCUAGCAGUUAUUAGUAAGUUAUUGUGAAAGUACCCAGACGUGGAAAGUUUGGUGAAAGGUGAUUACGCAUUAACGCAUGUCGAACAAGCACUUAACGCAUGUCGAACAAGCAAUUAACGCAUGUCGAACAAGCAAUCAACGCAUG